Colossoma macropomum (tambaqui) is the source of this 6298-nucleotide messenger RNA. RefSeq names its product NACHT, LRR and PYD domains-containing protein 12-like. The transcript is spliced from 9 exons. The record is from RefSeq and is a predicted model, not a curated record. NCBI's taxonomy places the organism in Eukaryota, Metazoa, Chordata, Actinopteri, Characiformes, Serrasalmidae. Gene Ontology annotation, molecular function: protein binding. The coding region runs from base 151 to 3720 and encodes 1189 amino acids.
GGGACACACCUCUUGUGAAUGCAGGAAGAGGACUGAGAGUAACUUUAACAGAGAAAGAAAGAAGAUUACAGCGACCAGAGAUUUGGAUUGGAUUGGAUUUAACACUAGAGCAGUUUGGCUGUGUGUGUGUGUGAAGAGUAAAACUCUACAAUGGAGCUUUAUAACUCCAGCAGUGAAGGACAAACAUCCAGUCGAAACUGGAGGACUGAUAGGCAGCUCCAGGAGUCCACAUGUGGACUAGGUGACCACCUUCUGAAAGAUCCAGUCUCAAUCACAUGUGGACACAGUUUCUGCAGGCAGUGUAUCAGCAGUUUCUGGGACCAUUCUGCUUUAUCGGAGACCUUCAUCUGUCCUCAGUGUAGGAAGCGAUCUAGAACACAUCCAGUUCUCCAUCCACACAAAGCAUCCAUAGAAAAGAAUUCAUAUCAACCAGCAGAUAAUGUUCUAUACAGAGUCUUACAGGCACACAAAACCAGCAUGAAGAAUAAGUAUGAGAUCUUCUUUGAGGGAAUCAAAACAGAAGAGAAUAAAACUCUCCUGAACAGGAUUUACACAAAGCUCUACAUCAUAGAGGGAGAGAGUGAAGGAGUGAAUGAAGAACAUGAGGUUCUACAGAUGGAGAAAACACCCAGGAGACACUUACAAGACUCUCCAAUCAACUGCUUAGACAUCUUUAAACGUCUACAAGGUCCUGAAGGCAAAAUAGAGGAAGAGAACAUUGGGGUGGGUGAUGGGGUGACUAACACUCUCAGACACAAAGAAAGUAAUGAUGAAGGACGAAAAGUGCAGACGCUCAGAGCUGUUCUGACUAAAGGCAUCGCUGGAAUUGGAAAAACUGUCUCUAUGCAGAAGUUCAUUCUGGACUGGGCUGAAGGAAAAGCCAAUCAGGAGGUAGAGUUCAUGUUUGUGCUUCCGUUCCGGGAGCUGAACCUGAUUAAAGAUGAUCAAUACAGUCUUCUUGGACUUCUGUGUGACUUCCAUCCUGAGCUCAAAGAUCUGGACCCAGAGAUUUAUGAUCAGAUCAAAGCUGUGUUUAUAUUUGAUGGUCUGGAUGAAAGCAGAAUUCCACUGAACUUUGAACAGUGUGAGAAAGUAUCUGACAUCACCAUGACAUCAUCAGUGGGUGUGUUGAUGACAAACCUCAUCAAAGGAGAGCUGCUUCCCUCUGCUCUAAUCUGGAUAACCUCCCGACCAGCAGCAGCCAAUCAGAUCCCUCCUAAAUACAUGAACCGUGUGACAGAAAUUCAGGGAUUCAGUGACCCACAGAAGGAGGAGUACUUCAGGAAGAGGAUCAGUGAUGAAGAACAAGCCCAGAGAAUCAUCUCCCACAUUAAGACAGCGAGGAGCCUCCACAUCAUGUGCCACAUUCCAGUCUUCUGCUGGAUCUCAGCCACUGUUCUUCAGAGGUUCAUGAAACAGCGUAAUACAGAAAUCCCUAAAACUCUGACUGAAAUGUACUCACACUUCCUGAUCACUCAGACCAACAUGAAGAAUGAGAAGUAUGAGGAGAAAGAUGAGAGAGACCCAAAGAACCUGCUGGAGUCCAACAGAACCAUAAUACUGAAACUGGCUGAACUGGCUUUCAAACAGCUGAUGAAGGGUAAUGUGAUGUUCUAUGAAGAGGACCUGAGAGAGAGCAGCAUUGAUGUCACUGAGGCCUCAGUGUAUUCUGGGAUUUUCACUGAGAUCUUUAGGGAGGAAUGUGUGCUUUACCAGAGGAAGGUCUACUGCUUUGUUCAUCUGAGCUUUCAGGAGUUCCUGGCUGCUGUUUACGUGUUUCACUGCUAUGAGAGCAAGAAGAUGACAGUACUGCAGAUGUUAAACCCAUUGGACAGUGAGAGAUUUGAGAAUGAUCCACUGGAGUUUUUAAACUCAUGGUACAGAGAGAGGUCUGAGGAUAUUUCACUGAAUGAGGUGCUGAAGGGAGCAGUGGAUAAAGCAGUAAAGAGUCAGAAUGGACACCUGGAUCUUUUCCUCCGUUUCCUGCUGGGCAUUUCACUGGAGUCCAAUCAGAGACUCCUACAGGGUCUACUGACACCAAGACAGCGCAGCUCAGAGACAACCAGAGAGCACAUCCAGGGGCUAAUCAAAGGAAAUAAAAAAAAUCCCAUCUCCACUGAGAGAUCCAUCAAUCUGUUCCUCUGUCUGUCUGAAAUGAAUGACCAGUCUCUCUCCAGAGAGCUUCAGGAGUAUCUAAACUCAGAGAGACACUCAGGGGUGAAUCUCUCUCCUGGACAGUGUUCAGCUCUAGCCUAUAUGAUCCUGAGCUCAGAGGAGGUUCUGGAUGAGCUGGACCUGAAGAAAUACAACAUAUCAGAGGAGGGUUAUAGGAGACUGAUCCCAGCUGUGACUGCCUGCAGGAAAGCUCGACUAGAUGGCUGUUAUGUCACUAAGAACUCCUGUGAAGUGCUCUGCUUUGCUUUACAAUCAGCCAACUGCCCCCUGAAACAGCUGAAUGUCAGCAACAAUAACCUACAGGAUUCAGGAGUGGAGUUGCUCUCUGCUGGUCUCAAUAAUUUGCAUUGUACAUUGGAGAUACUCAGACUAGCUGGCUGUCAUCUCACAACAAUUUCAUGUAGGAAACUAGCAUCAGCUCUACAAUCAGCAAAUUCCACCCUGAAAGAGCUGGACCUCAGUAACAAUGAUCUGCAAGAUUCUGGAGUGGAGCUACUCUCUGAUGGGCUAAAGAGUUCACACUGUAAACUGGAGACACUCAGAUUAGCGAUCUGUAAUCUCGGAGAAAAAGCUUGUGAAAAUCUGGGAUCUGCCCUACAAUCAGCAAACUCCUCCCUGAAAGAGCUGGAGCUCAGUAACAAUGACAUACAGGAUUCAGGAGUGAAGCUGCUGUCUGAUGGACUGAAGAGUUUACACUGUAAACUGCAAAAACUCAGAUUGUCUGGUUGCAUGGUUACAGAUGAAGGCUGUUCUUCUCUGGCUUCAGCUCUGAAAUCAAACCCCUCCCAUCUGAGGGAACUGGAUCUGAACUAUAAUCACCCAGGAGAGUCUGGGGUGAAAUUGCUGUCUGAUCUACUGGAAGAUCCACACUGUAGACUGGAGACAUUACAAGUGGAACAUGGAGGGAAGAGCAGGAUGAAACCAGGGCUGAAAAAAUAUGCCCGUGAUCUCACUCUGGACCCAAACACGGCAGCCACAUGUCUCAUUCUGUGUGAAGAGACCAGAGAGGUGUACUUUGAGGAAAUUGAGCAGCAGCCAUAUCCAGAUCAUCCAGACAGAUUUGUUUCCUGUGCUCAGGUUCUGUGUAAGGAGAGUCUGACUGGACGCUGUUACUGGGAGGCUGAGUUAAGUGAGGAGAUGGAUGGCGAAGUAGCUGUGACAUACAGAGGAAUAGAAAGAAAAGGAAACAGUGAUGACUGUGGGUUCGGAAACAAUAAUCAGUCUUGGAGUCUGAUCGGCUUUAGUAACGGAUGCACUGUCAGUCACAAUAAUCAGAGUAUUACCAUACCUGUCCGUCCCUUUUACUACAUCUCCAGCAGAAUAGGAAGGUGUGUAAAUGUGUUUGGGCUCCCAAUCCCAAUGAAGUCCAUCAGAGUAGGAGUGUAUCUGGACUGGGCGGCUGGCACCCUGUCCUUCUACAGCGUCUCAUAUAACCCACACCGACUGACCCACAUACACACAUUCCACUCCACAUUCAGUGAGCCGCUCUAUGCAGGGUUUAAGGUUGGUUUUGAUACCUCACUGUGGGUGGGUGUGACAGAAUAGCCACUUAACAGGGUUUGGGCUUUGGGCUAAUGACUCAUUCAUGACACCCAUGGAAAUUCACAAGCGUACUUGAGUAAAAUGGACCACAUACACUACAGAAACACCAGAUUUGUUUAUUAGAGUAUGUAUGUUAAUGAAUGCCAACUGCUCUUCACAAUUAACAUGUUAUUGGCAUAAUCCACGUCCAUAAAAUCACAAACAACUACCAUAUAAAGAAGCCAUCAGACUGGGGUGAUAUUUCCUUCAUACACUUGUAGCGUGCUUUGCUGUUUUUAAUUCAUAAACUGAUCAGAACUUUUUGAGGAAAGUGAGAUCUGCAUCUGCAUGCGGCAGGAUGUUUAGAAGGACAAAUAGUAAAAUUAUACUGCUAAAGACAUGUCUCACAACCCCCAUUUGCCCCCCCCCCCCACUUUGGCAACCUGGUGCAGAAGUGGGGAGGGGGGGUGGCUCACCUCAGAACAGACCUACUUUGACCCAGAGGUCUGAAGACUUUCUUUUUCUUUUGCCUAACAGUUUAAGGGCAACGUAGUGGAACGUCAUGCCACCCCUUUAUAAACGUCCUGAAGAGACCUUUGGACAUGACUGAAGUAAAUUUUGGAAUACUGAUAAAUUGUGACUUUUGAAAAUUUCUUUCCCUCUCUCUCUCACACCCAUACAGCUCACCUUCCCCCACAAAGAGAGACAUCUAACCUAAAACAAAGGCCAAAGAUGGCCCACCAAUUAACUCUGGGUGAGGGGACUGUUGAGACCUCACGAAUCCCUGAGCAGACCCCUCGGUGUGGCCAGAUACUCUUAAGUGUAUUCCAUCAGUAUCAUAAAUUUGGGGUCUGUGCAGAGGCUAGGCUCCUGAGAGCCCUGCUUUCUGGCAAAUUAUUCACAAUGUGAUCUUUAAUCAAGUAUCAAUCAAAUGCCUUUCCUUUAUCAAACUGCAAAGAACACCUCUGUUACUGUUAACAUGUUGCCUUGUCAGGCAUGAAUUGAUUAAUCCCUGCUGAAGGGAAUUAAUACCAAACUUUCUACACUAUAUUCUUUUAUAUUCUAGUAGUUAUUUUGAUUCUUGAAUUGUAACCCUUCUUCACUGAUCUAGGUUAUUAUAUUGAUCUUUGAUCAUUCACAACUAUGUUCAUUUCACCCAUUAUACAAUUUUUCUUUUUCUUUUGUUUGAGAAACAACUCAUGUUUUGUGACCACCGUUAAUCUUAUAUAUCUGCUUUUCUUGCAAGUCUUCUUGUAGUGUUAUUAGAAGUACGAUUCUAAAGUGUGUAGCUUGUGUGACUAUGUACACUUUAAUCAUAGAGUUUCUGCCAACAUAUCUACAGAAUUAUUGAUGAUUAUGAACUCACUUAUUUUACUCUGAGUUAUUAUGUAACCGUUCAUGUAAGCAUUGUUUAGAAAUAGUAAUGUGACAUAUAACCUCGAAACUGUCUUAACAAUUUAAUUCUUUUGUCUAAGUAGUUCCUACUUCUUAUAUGACUAGAAUGGUUAAGGAUUCAACUUAUUGUAUGUAACCAUAUCCUGGUAUACAUUAAGGGAUAAUGAUCUAUAAGCUCCAUAGUCAUUUGUAAUAGCCACUAUGGAAACAAUAAUGUUUUAUAUGUAAAAUUGCAUGCUUCUAAGUUUCUUUUACUUAAGUGUAACCACACCCAGAAUCUCCAAAGGAUUAUGUGACACUUGAGCAGCAUUCAAAGAAAUUGCAUAUUCAUUAUAUGUAACCUAACAAACCAACCAAAACCUUUUGCCCGCCUUAGCUCUGCCUUAGCUCUGCCCCUCAAAGUUCUUUCUUUAAAGCCAGCAAGAAAGAGAAACAGGGGGGAGAAUGAGAAGAACAAACAGAAAGACAGGGAAAGUUGGCCCUGAAGGGAGCGAGAUAUCCACAUCAAGAGCCUGCUCCAAUCACUGCCUGCCUCCAUCGACAAGCAGAAGAUCUGCGCUCCUCACCGGAGAGGCCACCAAGCAUUGCAAGAAGCCUGCCUUGCCAGUGGGGUCCAGUCAAAAGCAUUGACCGAGGGCUUGCAUUUCUAGAGGCCUUGCCUUUGACUUGCAGACCCUUCCUAGCCUGUGUGACCAGCGGCUCCUCUUCCUCGACAUGGCACGCGCAUCAACACAGCUCUGAGGCGUCCAGCAGCUUUGACCUUUGACCUGCGGACCCUGCUCCAGCCCAUGCCAGCAGUGACCUCUCUUCCCCUCAACGCGACACGUGCAUCACCGCAGCUCUGAGGCAUCCAGGUCGUAGAUUCACUCGCACUGCCCUUUUGUGGUCUCAGUCUCACUGUGAUUUUGCUUUUCUUUAUUGACACUUAGGCAAGCUUUACACUAGUGUUAGGGUUGUUGUGCUUGCUGCACAAAAGCCACAUAAUUUGGAAAAUCAGCUAAUCUUAGUAGUUUUGAAUCUCUGGUUUCUUUCCAUAACUAGUAAUCCAAUAUUUAGUGCCUAUAUACCUUUGUAAUUGAUUGCUUUGUGUUUAUAUACCUCUAUCAAUAAAUAACCCUUUAUUACAGUCAUCUCUGUCAUGGUGUGCAUAUGAAAAACUUCAAUCCGGCUUUGUUCCCUGGACCAUGGUCAAGCCCUCACUUGAAUU